This is a messenger RNA of Malurus melanocephalus (red-backed fairy wren), 2784 nucleotides long. It is a transcript of the gene ALKBH7, whose product is annotated as alkB homolog 7. Lineage: Eukaryota; Metazoa; Chordata; Aves; Passeriformes; Maluridae. The record is from RefSeq and is a predicted model, not a curated record. The transcript has 5 exons. The coding region runs from base 74 to 829 and encodes 251 amino acids. Gene Ontology annotation, biological process: fatty acid metabolic process; DNA damage response. Gene Ontology annotation, cellular component: mitochondrial matrix.
GCUCCCCCGUCCGCCAUGUCCGCCCGUCGCUGAGUCCUCCGGCCCGCCAGGGGGCGCCCGCUGCACUCCCGUCAUGCACCGCGCGCGGGGCCUGUGGCGGGCCGGGGUCGCCUGCGCGGGGUCGCGGCCGCUCUCGGGGGGUCUCGGGGCGGGCUUGGGCCCCGAGGCCGAGGCGGACUCAGCCCUGCUCCGCGCCAGCAGCCCCGAGCUGGCCCAGCGGCUCCGCGGGCUCGCGCUGGUCCGGGGCGGCUUCGUGAGCGAGGAGGAGGCGGUGGAGCUGCUGCGGGAGGUGGAGCCGGGGCUGGCCCGGGGGCGGUACCAGAACGACCACUGGGACCGGGCCAUCACCGGCUACCGGGAGACGGAGCGGGGCCUGCGGGGCGGCGCGGGGCGGGCGCUGCUGCUCCGGGUGACCCCCGCCUUCCCCGCCCGCCGCCCGCCCCGGCCCAGCGCGCACGUCCUGGACCUGCUGCCGGGCGGGCGAGUGGGGCCGCACGUGGACAGCGUCAAGUUCUGCGGCUGCACCAUCGCGGGGGUUUCGCUGUUGUCCCCCAGCGUCCUACGUCUCCGGAGCCUCCGUGACUCCCAGGACUGGCUGGAGCUGCUGCUGGAGCCAGGRUCCCUCUAUGUCCUCCGAGGUGCUGCCAGGUAYGAGUUCACCCACGAGAUCCUCCCUGAUGAGGAAUCGUAUUUUGGGGAACAGCGGGUGCCACGAGGGCGCCGGGUAGCCCUGAUCUUUCGCAACGACCCCCCCGAGACACCUCCGGACCCUCUCGGUGACCUCCCAGCAUUUAUUGAGGACCCCGACGACCCCUUACCCCCAAAAUGAGCCCCCCCAAUAAACAGUGAUCCCCGCACUUGGCUCAUGGGGGGCUGUUUUGGGGGAGCUUCAAGAAGGAGCCUUUGGGGAACCCCCAAACCCCCCCGAGCUGAUGGUCAGGGGGCGCUUUUGGGGGGAGGGACCCCCAAAACCCCCCCCCGACAGAUGGGGAGGAGUUUUGGGAGGUCCAGGGAAGGGGUUUGGGAAGGUAUUUUUGAGGGGGUGUCAUUUCUGACUGGCAAGGGGGGGUGGGUCAGGAGCAUUAUUUUGGGGGGGUCUCACCCCAGGCACGCGCAGGCCCCCGCCGAUAGCCGCGGUAGCUUCUGCCAGCGCAGCCCCGAGUCCAGGAACGCCACAUCCUCAUAGCGGGUGGGGCGGCAGCAGGGACCCCCCCCGGGSCCCCCCGGCCCCAGCACGGCCCCGAGCGCCAGCCCGUGCAGGGUGGGGGGCGCGGGGCAGCCGCCCCCGCAGUAGCGGAACACCACGGUCUCGGGGGAGGGGUACCCCAGACCCAGCGCCCCCACCCCCACCGAGACGCUGCGGAGCCCGCACAGGGCGGGGCUGGCCGGGGAGGGUGCGGGGGGUGCGCGGCAGAGGCCGAGCAGGACGGGCAGGAAGGACCAAGGGAGUCCUGGCCUCGCCAUCCUGAACAGCCCCCCUGAGAAGGUGCCCUGAGGGGAUUUAUGGGGUGUGGAGRGGGAGGGGUUUGAGGCAGGGGUGGGGGAGGAGGGGGCAUUAACCCUGACCUGCCCGGGGGGGCUGGAAGGGGGCACUGACCCCUCCACCCAGAGUACAUUUGGGAGGGGUCUUUAACUGGGGAGGAGGAGUUAGUGGGGGAUGUGGGACCCCUGAGAAUGCACCCAGGGGUUGGGGCAGGGGGGAGGAAUUUGGACAAGGGAGACCUCCCCAUGCCAGAGAGGGUGGAGUGACACCCCUGGGACCGCCAGACUUGGCGGGUAUAAUGGACACUGUCCCAAAAAAGCAGCUGGGGGGAUUGGGGUCUCAAUCCAACCCCCCUUCCCAAGAAGGAAGUGCCCUCCCCAAGUACCUGGCCCCCCCUUCCCCCAAAUGACUGGCCAACUCCCCAGGGCUAUUUUGGGGUGAAACUCCCUGGGGGAGGGAGGAAAUUUGCCCCUCUUCCCCAAAGGUAGAAGGGUCAUGUGGGGGCUCAUUUUGGAGGGGUCCAACACCCCCCUUGGGGGCUGGAACAUUCCAGCACCAUGGGGGAGGUGUAGAGCUGGCACCAAGUAGGGGAAAAAAAGCCUAAAAAUAGUAAAACAUCCUAGUUCUGACCCAAAAAAGACAUGACUGAGGAAUUGGAGGGGAGGGAGGAAGCCUCUUCCCUGCCUCACCAUGGGGAAAUUCCCGGGCCCCGCAAAUUCCUGGGGAGGGGGCAGGGAAAUGAGGAGUUUGUUAAUGGGAAUUUGGGAUGGAUGGGGGGCCAGUAAAUUGGGGAAAGGCAGGGGUCUGGAGCAGUGGGUGAGAGUUUGCAAAAUUGUGGGGGUCCUGUGGGAAUGGGAGAGGGGGGUCCUAUGGUAUUUGUGGGGGACCCUUCUGGAUUUCUGGGGUCAUUGUCCUGGAGCUGCCUCUAAAGGAUCUUAGAGGUCCCUUAACUUAAAGGACCCUGGAUUCCUGUGGGUGUCUUUGGAUUGGGGGGUUCCAGUUGUUUUUAGGGGGGUUCCAGUGGAUUUUGGGGUCCCUAUUUUUAAAGACAAACACAUCUAACACCCUCCUGUUUACCGGCUGACUGGGGGUCGUUCCCAAGGAUCUGGGUCCCAGGUGGCUCCCCUGGCUCCGCAGGGCCCUACUCCUUGAGGAAGAAGUGCAUCUUGUCUGCAAUGAGUUUCCGCUCGGGGUCGAGGCGCUUGAGCAGCUGAGCCAGGGCGUUGACGGUGGCGUCGCUGCUCAGCCCGGUGCGCUUGGUCUGGAACUUCUUGAGCAGGUCCUUGGUGGUCAUUGGCUUU